Messenger RNA from Paraglomus brasilianum, 540 nucleotides. Lineage: Eukaryota; Fungi; Glomeromycota; Glomeromycetes; Paraglomerales; Paraglomeraceae. The record is from the annotation of a GenBank genome assembly.
AUGACCCAGGAACUCUUCGAUUCAAUAAUAGGUCAACCAGAAUAUUCAGUUGCUUCAUCAUCAGUGUCUACCGAUAUAUCUCUGCCCCCCGAGAUCAUACCUGUAGAACCUAUCGACGAUAAAUCCAAACCAGUUUCUGAGAUCAUUAAACCAGCGAAUGAUAAAGUUGAACCAUCUCCUAUCAAAUCAGUGGAAAAUGAACCUGAGAUUUCUCCCGACUUACCUGCAAAUUAUAAAUCCGAACUCAGCAAUAAAGAAGUCAACCCCCAAUCGGAAACAUACCCACCUGGAUAUAUACCUCGAGUGGAAAGGGAAAAACGUCUCAGAGAAUGGGCUAUCGACCACGGUGAAAAUCCAGAUACAUUCAUGACGAUAACUGAGAAAGAUAGAGACUUAUCGAGGAUAUACCGAGAUAGAAUGAUGUCCGAUGCAGAGAUAAUAGACUUUGCACGAGAUCAAAACCUCGAUCCAGAAGAAUUGAUGGACAUGUCCAGACGCGAGCGGUUAAUAAGUGAAGAGAUAUAUCUCCGUGAAUGGUGA